AUGGAAUAAACUUCAUUGGAUUUUAACAUAGAUAUUUCGCCUAAAAGAAUAACAAACCAUAUAGAGCCUGAUGUGGAUCUUACUGUUGACAAAUAUGAUUAAGUUUAUCAAAAUAAUCAAUAGGAAGAAGAGAUAGAAGCAGCUAAUGUAAAUUAAACGAUUUAUAUUAUUAGAAAGAUCUAUUAGUGCAAUAGUAUGAUAUAACUGAAGCAGCUCAUCCUUUUAUUUGUGUUGCUGCAGUAAUACUUACUGGAUUGCCAGGAUUGUGUUUUAUUGUUUUGUAGGAUAUGUCUAAUACAUAUAUGUUUGUUGGAUUAUUGCAAUUAGUGUAGUUUAUUCUGAUGAAGAAUUAUUUUGGAUUGAAAUUGGUUGGGCUGUGUUGGUGGCUUGAGGUGAAAGGAAAAAAAUGGAGUGUCUAAACUUAAUCUUAAGAGCAAUCGAAUUAAGUAGAUUAAUAUUUUUUUUGGGCAUGUCUUGUUUAUGGAACUAUUUAUUGGGGAAUAAUGUGUUUAGGUGACUUAAUUGGAUUCAAAGCUAUUUGGGUAAUCUAUUUAGAUUAUUUUUUAAAGUUGCCAUUACCAAUUAUGUGUCUUUUAUUAACUGCAACAAAUUUCCAAGGAUUUUACAAAUGCAGAGGGGAUCAUAAGAAAAAAUUAUAGCAAUUAAAAAGAGAAAUGGCCAAGAGUAGUUUGAAUAUAGUAGGAAUGAUAAUGAAAUGAGAU
Molecule: messenger RNA, 722 nt
Organism: Paramecium octaurelia
Lineage: Eukaryota; Ciliophora; Oligohymenophorea; Peniculida; Parameciidae
Source: the annotation of a GenBank genome assembly